AUGAAGAUUCAAGAAUAUGUUUCGAAGAUAUUGUUACUCAAAAUUAUCCUUAUUAAAAGUAUACAACCGAAAGAUUCCGUUUUCACCAAGCUUUCGUACAAGUUGAAAGAGUAUGGAAACCAUACCUGCGUUGUUGAUGAGCCAGACGAAGUUUUCACGUUUCAGAAGAAUGAUUCUCAACUGAAAUGCGCUUCCAUUUGCCUGAAAACCAACAACUGCAUUGGAUUCAACUACCAUCAGAACAACAACACCUGCCAGAUACAUAAGAAUAAGUUAAACAUCAACAUGGAAUAUGGGGAAUGGACAAGCUGCUCAUUUUAUCAGAACAACUUUUUUGACAACAUCAAUGUUGCAAGCAUAGAACCGAACUAUCUUGGUUGCUAUGCGGAUUCUUCGACUCCAAGAGACCUGUCUGGAUACCUGAUUUACAGUAAUGAAUUGACGCAUAACAGUUGCUGGAAUGUAUGCUUCAACCAGAAAUUUCAAUAUUUCGGUGUUCAGAAUCAAAUAGGAUGUUAUUGCGGAAAUUUUUACGGACGAUAUGGUCUGACAACUGGCUGCAACGAAUUGUGUUCUGGUUCCCCGUCAGAGCUCUGCGGGGGAUUUUCUAUGAGCAGUGUAUUCAGAGGUAACAUUAGUUUAUUUCUUCAAAUGUGA
This is a messenger RNA of Helobdella robusta, 657 nucleotides long. RefSeq lists its product as hypothetical. Lineage: Eukaryota; Metazoa; Annelida; Clitellata; Rhynchobdellida; Glossiphoniidae. The transcript has 4 exons. Bases 1 to 657 code for a protein of 218 amino acids. Gene Ontology annotation, cellular component: plasma membrane. The record is from RefSeq and is a predicted model, not a curated record.